This is a messenger RNA of Fusarium musae, 411 nucleotides long. RefSeq lists its product as uncharacterized. The transcript has 4 exons. Lineage: Eukaryota; Fungi; Ascomycota; Sordariomycetes; Hypocreales; Nectriaceae. The record is from RefSeq and is a predicted model, not a curated record. Bases 1 to 411 code for a protein of 136 amino acids.
AUGUCAAAAAAGCAAGAGAAACUGACGCAAGAGGAGAUAUGGGAUGAUUCUGCCCUGAUUGACUCUUGGAAUGAAGCCUUACAAGAGUACAAGGUAAAGAUGGUAAUCACUCGGCUAACUCGUGAGCGAAGGGCCGAGGCGGAGGCUGAGUCUGGAUCUGAGCAACCCCAAGUUACAGAAACAGAAGAGAUUGAGUUGGAAUCGGGAACAGCAGAACAAAACAAGGAGAUCCCAUCAUCGCGCAAUGAGUCUAAGGAGCCAAUCGCGUCUCAAGGGACUCCCUCAUUUCCUAUACAAACCGUCCUAGGUUCCGUCCAGGACGAAAGCCUCAAGAAACUCCUUAUGUCAUGGUACUAUGCUGGGUACUACACAGGGUUGUACGAAGGGCAACAGCAAGCUCAGCAGAAGUAG